Loa loa (African eye worm) is the source of this 510-nucleotide messenger RNA. RefSeq lists its product as hypothetical. Gene Ontology annotation, molecular function: glutathione gamma-glutamate hydrolase. The transcript has 3 exons. The coding region runs from base 1 to 435 and encodes 144 amino acids. Gene Ontology annotation, cellular component: plasma membrane. Lineage: Eukaryota; Metazoa; Nematoda; Chromadorea; Rhabditida; Onchocercidae. Gene Ontology annotation, biological process: glutathione catabolic process. The record is from RefSeq and is a predicted model, not a curated record.
AUGGGUUCAUUGCGCAUUUCUCCAACGCUUGGUAUUGUUUGGAAUAAUGAAAUGGAUGAUUUCUCGAUUCCUGGACGAUCAAAUUCUUUUGGAUUUGUCCCAUCACCGGCAAAUUUUAUUCAACCCGGAAAAAGGCCAUUAAGCAGCAUGUCACCAAUAAUUAUUUACAAUAGCAAUACCGGAAAGGUAAAAAUGGUUAUUGGUGCAUCCGGUGGUUCAUAUAUUAUUUCAGCGAUCGCACAAACUGUUAUAUACACUCUUAUUUUUAAUAAAACAAUUAAGGAAGCGAUUGAUUUUCCACGUUUUCAUAAUCAAUUUUUACCUCCAGAAACGUUAUACGAAAUUACAAUACCUCAGAAUAAAAAAGAAAGCGAAUUAAUCAUUGAUAAAAUUUUGGGUAUAACAAUGCACGGGCACUUUAAGAAAAGAAAUUGAUAAUGUAAACAAUGGAAAACUGUCAUCAUUUCCAGUUGAAACAUUUGAAAAAUAUAACAAUAUGCUUUAGAAAAA